AUGACCGAACAGGAUCCGGCCAAUCAGAAGCCAGUGCGGAUCGGUGGUUUCCCCGACUAUGCUGCACCUUCAGCUCUCAAGGAAGCAGGGAUGGCUGCCAUUGCUGCUGACGUGAACCAAUACGAUCCAUGCAACCCCACUGGCCAUGUCUUUACCCACUCUGAGCUGACCCAGCUAGCAAAGUUCUGCUGCCAUCACGACCUGCUGGCAAUCACGGAUGACGUGUACAGCGCUUUCACCUAUGGCAGCGGCAGCACACCGCGCCACGUGUCGCUCGCUCAGUGGCCGGGCAUGAAGGAGCGCUGCAUCGUCACCUCGUCCAUCUCUAAAACGUUCCACGUCACCGGUUGGCGGGUGGGGUGGGCCAUAGCCCCAGCCCCCAUCGCAGCAGCCAUCAGCACCAUCAGCGCCAAGCUCAUCGACACUCCUCCGGCCCCUUUCCAGGAAGCUUCCCGGGCUGCUCUGAGCCUACCGUCAUCCUACUACACUCAAUUAAGAGAG
This is a messenger RNA of Closterium sp. Naga37s-1, 501 nucleotides long. Lineage: Eukaryota; Viridiplantae; Streptophyta; Zygnematophyceae; Desmidiales; Closteriaceae. The record is from the annotation of a GenBank genome assembly.